AUUAAAAAAAUACAAUUCCUAAACAAUAUGUUUGGCCACAGGCCAUAUUCAAACCUCAAAAGACGCGAUUUUUAAGGCGAUAGAAAAGUAACAAAAAAAUUCCCCACCCCCACAACUCUUAUACAACCCACAAAAAACAUUUCCCCUAUUUAAAAACAACACAAAUCCAUUCGUCAUUCCUUAACAUCAAUCAGCAACAAAAUGGGGAAAGAUUUGAGUAGUGAUCAAGUUAGUUCAAUGAAAGAAGCCUUUACUCUCUUUGACACAGACAAUGAUGGCAAAAUUGCACCUUCUGAAUUAGGAAUUUUGAUGCGUUCUUUGGGUGGAAAUCCAACACAAGCUCAACUUAAAGAAAUAAUUUCACAAGAAAGCUUGACUUCUCCUUUUGAUUUCAAUAGGUUUUUAGAUCUUAUGUCUAAAUACUUAAAACCUGAACCUUUUGAUCGUCAAUUGAGAGAUGCAUUCAAAGUUCUUGAUAAGGAAGGAACUGGGUUCGUUGCUGUUUCGGAUCUGAGGCAUAUUCUAACUAGUAUUGGUGAAAAGCUCGAACCUGCUGAGUUUGAUGAGUGGAUUCGUGAAGUUGAAGUUGGAUCUGAUGGGAAAAUCAAGUUUGACGAUUUUAUUGCUAGGAUGGUUGCUAAGUGAUGAUUUUUUUUUCAAUCGGGUGACCUACAAAACUUUGAUUUUUCUUUUGCGGAAAGGGGUGGAAGCCUAUAUAUCCUUGCAUCGUGUGGUUCUUGAU
Amaranthus tricolor (Joseph's coat) is the source of this 742-nucleotide messenger RNA. RefSeq names its product probable calcium-binding protein CML13. NCBI's taxonomy places the organism in Eukaryota, Viridiplantae, Streptophyta, Magnoliopsida, Caryophyllales, Amaranthaceae. The coding region runs from base 202 to 645 and encodes 147 amino acids. The record is from RefSeq and is a predicted model, not a curated record. Gene Ontology annotation, cellular component: myosin II complex. Gene Ontology annotation, molecular function: calcium ion binding. The transcript has 2 exons.